Protopterus annectens (West African lungfish) is the source of this 1422-nucleotide messenger RNA. It is a transcript of the gene DRAM2, whose product is annotated as DNA damage regulated autophagy modulator 2. Bases 435 to 1235 code for a protein of 266 amino acids. The transcript has 8 exons. NCBI's taxonomy places the organism in Eukaryota, Metazoa, Chordata, Ceratodontiformes, Protopteridae. Gene Ontology annotation, biological process: photoreceptor cell maintenance; regulation of autophagy. Gene Ontology annotation, cellular component: lysosome. The record is from RefSeq and is a predicted model, not a curated record.
UGUCCUUGUCUCACUAGAAUUCCUGACUGAAGAGUAACAGUGCAGUGUCAGAGGAGCCAGAACUGUAUUUUGUAAAUCAGUACAUGUCUAAUGUUAAUAAUUAAAAAGAAGUCAGAAAAGCCAGAAGUGCAAUGCAUACAUAUGAAUGUGUUUAUGUAGCCUGUAGGAAACUUGCUGCAGCAACUGGCCAAGUGAGAUAAAAGUCCAUGGAAGUUUCUCAGGACUUAUUAAAUAGCAGAGCUACCUAUCAGUAGAUAUAUCCCCCUGUUUAUCUGGUAAUAUGUGAAUGUACAUGCCUUCAGAAGAGAAUAGUUCUUAAGAUAAAGGGCAACAUCAGAAACUGAAAGAAUGAGAAAUGAAAGAAAAGUCUGAAUAAAGGUUUGAGAGGUUGAAUCACAUCAGGAGAGAGACUUGUUAUUGAACAGCGUCUCACAAUGUGGUGGUUUCAGGAGGGUCUGUGUGCACUGCCAGCAGCUUUGGUUGUAUGGACGUCUGCUUCCUUCAUCUUCCCCUUCAUCAUUGCAGUAUUACUGAAGCAUGUCGACCCAUUGGUACCCUACAUCAGUGACACAGGAACGGUAACUCCAGAAAAAUGCUUGUUUGGAAUCAUGCUAAAUUUAUCGAGUUUAUUAGGAGUUGCUACAAUGUAUGUACGCUAUAAACAUGUAGAAGCUCUGAACACAGAAGAAUCAAAUGUCAUUCGGUGGAAUAAAGCAGGUUUAGGACUUGGCUUGAUCAGCUGCUUUGGACUUCUAGUUGUGGCCAAUUUCCAGAAAACUGAUAUGAUCCAUAUGCACAUCCUUGGAGCAGUGCUAACCUUUGGAAUUGGAGGACUAUACAUUCUGCUCCAAACUAUUAUGUCAUACAAGAUGCAGACUCCGGUUCAUGGGAAACGCAUUUUCUGGAUAAGGCUUUUAGUGGUCAUCUGGUGCUUUGUCAGCAUGUUGCUCAUGUUUGUAACCUCAUUAAUUCUGCACUUCAUAUUCAAGGGAUCUACUAUGGCAAAAAAAUUACACUGGGACCCCCAUGAAAAUGGUUACACUUCUCACGUAAUCAGUACGGUGUCGGAAUGGUCUCUUGCCUUCUCUUUUGUGAGUUUCUUUCUGACUUACAUUCGGGAUUUCAAGAAUAUUAAACUGCGUGUGCUAGCCAUUCUGAAUCAUGACCACCUGGAAGGACCUUUGCAUAAUGCUGCGAAUGAAGAAAGAACACCACUCCUAGCUGGUGCCUUAUGAUGAUUUAGACUGACAGCAGACUGACCCUUAAGGGCUACCAGUGUACUAAACCAAUGCCUUAGGGUUACAGGACUCUUUUCUAAGGCAGCUGUGGAUCCUAAGACCAAACUGUCCAGAAAUAAAUGAAGUUUACAAUGGAAAAAAAUGCACAUUUUAAUUUCUGAAAUAAAAAUCCUUCAGAGGCAUA